Gongylonema pulchrum is the source of this 258-nucleotide messenger RNA. Lineage: Eukaryota; Metazoa; Nematoda; Chromadorea; Rhabditida; Gongylonematidae. The record is from the annotation of a GenBank genome assembly.
AUGCGCACAAGCGGUGAAUUCGGCGCACGUGCGUCGCAUUGCUCAGUUAUUGUAAACGAUGCAAAAAUAUGGGUGAUUGGUGGUGCUCAUUUUACCGGUGUUAAUAAUUCAUUGGUUGUUGUCUACGAUAUCGCCGACUCAUCCUGGCGUACGGUGGCCACAAAAAAUGCACCGAAAGCACGCUAUGAUCACACUGUGGUUAGGUACAAGGUAAGUAUUCUUGCUCGCAAAGCUUGGUGUCCAAACAGGCAACGUUAA